Seminavis robusta is the source of this 1107-nucleotide messenger RNA. NCBI's taxonomy places the organism in Eukaryota, Bacillariophyta, Bacillariophyceae, Naviculales, Naviculaceae. The record is from the annotation of a GenBank genome assembly.
AUGAGUGAUAAGAUUACCAAGUUUCAAGAGCUCUUGGAGCAAUCUAUCAGGGACAUUGCAGCCAAGACGAAUCCAGAGACUCGCUGUCUCAUUCUUUCGGGUGGAGUUGAUACCUGUGCCAUCCUAUGCGCUUCGCACAAGCUGAAGGUUACCUAUGCAGCUGCCAUUACCGUAGUAGUCGAACAACCAACCAAUCCUACAUGUACUGAUGUUGGUGCCAGUGCCAAGUUUGGUCCAGACCUGUUGUUUGCACAAGCUGCCGCCAAGGAAUACAAAGAUACCAUUCACGACAAUCAUCACGUGGUCAAGGUGACUCCUCAAGAUUUGCUAUCCGACUAUCUUCCACCCUGCAUUGACGCUUUGCAAAUUUUUGAUGGAAUGACAUUGCGCAACAGCCUAGUUGUGGCGGCUGCCUUUGCCAAGGCAUCUCAGUUGGGCAUGGAAAACGCCAUUGUGGGAGAUGCGGCCGAUGAACUCAUGGGAGGAUACUCCUUCAUGUGGGGCAAGGAUUCCGAUCCACCCGAGCAAUCGACAGACAAGCGCAAUAAAAUGUGUCGACAGUGGACAUUUGCCACGCAAACACUGGCACAAAUGCACAAUCUGACAUCUCAUGCACCCUACAUGGAUUCCACCCUGGUGGAAUGGGUGUUGGAACGCAUCGACCGAUCCGACUGUAUUGGGACACGGCCCAUACGAUUGGUAUACCAAGGACCCAGUAUGGAUCACGUUACGGGAAAAAUACUCUUGCGAGAAGCCUAUGAUACCGUGGCUUCUUGGAGACGCAAGGAUCCCAUCGAAGUCGGAUCUGGGAUUACCAUUAUUGGUCACAAUGAGUAUUGGAAGGACCUCCUUCCCGAUGACGAGUUUGAAUCGGAACGACUAGAUGUGAAGAACCGAUUGGGUUUUGUCAUCAAAGACAAGGAAGCCUUGAUCAAUUUCCGAAUCUUUCAAAAGCGUUUUGGAGAACAAGGAGAGAACCAUCCAACCAAAAAACGACUAGAACGGAACCAAGGAUGUGUGAAUUGUUCCUUUGAGGUGGGACCAACUGAAAACUUUUGCAGAAUCUGCGGGGCCUAUCCAGCGCAGAGGAGCGGAAAGCUUCACUAG